GCCAGGGCGCGGGGAGGCUGGGAGGCCAUGGCCAGCCACGUGGACCUGCUGACCGAGCUGCAGCUGCUGGAGAAGGUGCCCACGUUGGAGCGGCUGCGCGCCGCCCAGAAGCGCCGGGCCCAGCAGCUGAAGAAGUGGGCGCAGUAUGAGCAGGACCUGCAGCAUCGCAAGCGCAAGCAUGAACGGAAGCGCAGCACGGGCGGCCGGCGAAAGAAGGUGUCCUUUGAGGCCAGCGUGGCCCUGCUGGAGGCCUCGCUUAGGAACGACGCCGAGGAAGUGCGUUACUUCCUGAAGAAUAAGGUCAGCCCUGAUUUGUGCAACGAGGAUGGACUCACAGCCCUGCACCAGUGCUGCAUUGACAACUUUGAGGAAAUUGUCAAGUUGCUCCUUUCCCACGGUGCCAACGUGAACGCCAAGGACAACGAGCUGUGGACGCCCCUGCAUGCCGCGGCCACCUGCGGCCACAUCAACCUGGUGAAAAUCCUCGUUCAGUAUGGGGCCGACUUGCUUGCUGUCAACUCCGAUGGGAACAUGCCCUAUGACCUCUGCGAGGAUGAGCCCACCCUGGAUGUCAUCGAGACGUGCAUGGCGUACCAGGGCAUCACCCAAGAGAAAAUCAACGAGAAGCGGGCAACUCCUGAGCAGCAGAUGAUUUCGGACAUUCACUGUAUGAUUGCAGCCGGCCAGGACCUUGACUGGAUAGAUGCCCAGGGUGCCACACUGCUGCACAUAGCUGGAGCCAAUGGAUACCUGCGGGCAGCCGAGCUCCUCCUGGACCACGGGGUGCGCGUGGAUGUGAAGGACUGGGAUGGCUGGGAACCCCUGCACGCGGCUGCCUUCUGGGGACAGAUGCAGAUGGCAGAGCUAUUGGUGUCCCAUGGGGCCAGUCUCAGUGCUAGGACGUCCAUGGAUGAGAUGCCAAUAGACCUGUGUGAAGAGGAAGAGUUCAAGGUGCUGCUGUUGGAGCUAAAACACAAGCACGACGUGAUCAUGAAGUCGCAGUUGAGGCACAAGUCAUCCUUGAGCCGGAGGACGUCCAGUGCGGGCAGCCGCGGGAAGGUGGUGCGUCGAGCCAGCCUGUCGGACAGAACCAACCUGUACAGGAAGGAGUAUGAGGGAGAGGCCAUACUGUGGCAGCAGAGGAGCGCAGCCGACGAUCAGCGGACCUCCACCUACAAUGGGGACAUCAGGGAGACCAGGACAGACCAAGAGAAUAAGGACCCGAACCCCAGGCUGGAGAAGCCCGUGCUGCUCUCCGAGUUUCCUACCAAGAUCCCACGAAGUGAAAUGGACAUGCCUGUUGAGAACGGCCUCCGGGCUCCGGUCAGCACCUACCAGUACGCGCUGUCCAACGGGGACGUCUGGAAAGUGCAUGAGGUGCCGGACUACAACAUGGCCUAUGGCAACCCUGGCAUGGCAGAUGCCACCCCGCCCUGGAGUGGCUACAAGGAACAGAGCCCCCAGACGCUUCUGGAGCUGAAGCGGCAGCGGGCUGCAGCCAAGCUGCUCAGCCACCCCUUCCUGAGCACCCAUCUGGGUAGCGGCAUGGCCAGGACGGGUGAGGGCAGCAGCGAAGGCAAGGCCCCCUUGAUUGGAGGCAGAACUUCCCCGUACAGCAGCAAUGGGACCUCCGUGUAUUACACGGUCACCAGUGGAGACCCCCCACUCUUGAAGUUCAAGGCCCCCAUGGAGGAAAUGGAGGAGAAGGUCCACGGCUGCUGCCGCAUUUCCUAG
This is a messenger RNA of Lipotes vexillifer (Yangtze River dolphin), 1734 nucleotides long. RefSeq names its product protein phosphatase 1 regulatory subunit 16B (gene PPP1R16B). The transcript has 10 exons. Bases 28 to 1734 code for a protein of 568 amino acids. The record is from RefSeq and is a predicted model, not a curated record. NCBI's taxonomy places the organism in Eukaryota, Metazoa, Chordata, Mammalia, Artiodactyla, Lipotidae. Gene Ontology annotation, biological process: establishment of endothelial barrier; regulation of sprouting angiogenesis. Gene Ontology annotation, cellular component: cytoplasm. Gene Ontology annotation, molecular function: enzyme inhibitor activity; protein binding; myosin phosphatase regulator activity.